Messenger RNA from Colletotrichum truncatum, 1098 nucleotides. RefSeq names its product 2OG-Fe(II)oxygenase superfamily protein. Gene Ontology annotation, molecular function: 2-oxoglutarate-dependent dioxygenase activity. NCBI's taxonomy places the organism in Eukaryota, Fungi, Ascomycota, Sordariomycetes, Glomerellales, Glomerellaceae. The record is from RefSeq and is a predicted model, not a curated record.
AUGCCGUCCGCCGUGCCUGAACUGUACCAAUACACCCACGUCCAAGAGACGGAGGAGAACCUCGAUUGGGCUGACCUUCCCACAAUAGAUCUUGCCAAGUAUGGCACGCCUGAAGGCAACAAGGAGCUUGCUCAGACUCUUAUCGAGGCUAUCCGCACCAAGGGCUUCUUCUACGUUAUCAACUAUGGCAUCUCACAACAUGCUGUUGAUCAGCAAUUCGCCUUGGGCCAAAAGUUUUAUGAACUCCCUCUGGAUGAGAAACUAAAGUAUGAGCCCAACUUGGACUCUGGUGACUACAACGGAUACCGUCCUGCUGGAAGGCGAUUCCUGAGUGGUGGCAUCAAGGACAAGACUGAGGUUUGGAACAUGGCAACUAGGGCUGGUCACAUCACCCAGCCUCUGCCCAAGUUGCUGGAAGACCGCAAGGAGGAAAUCGAGGGAUUCGCCAAGGAUUUGCAUGACAAAGUUUUGGACCCCUUGAACCACCUCAUCGCACUUGCUUUGGAGUUGCCCGAAGAUUUCUUUACCAAAGUGCACAAGUGGGAAACCCAUGACGAGUCUCAUUUGCGGUACAUGAAGUACUCCAAGUUUACUCCCGAGGAAAUCGAGAAGCUCGAUGACGGACUUUGGUCUCGCGGCCACACUGACCUCGGAACCAUUACUCUUCUUUUCCGGCAGCCUGUAGCUGCACUGCAGAUCAGAGACCACGAGACCGGCGACUGGAAGUGGGCCAAGCCGCUUGACGGCAGCUUGACCGUCAACACGUGUGACGCUCUCAGCUUCCUGACUGGUGGUUACGUGAAGUCCACAGUUCACCGGGUAUCUGUUCCUCCCAAGGACCAGCGCCACGUUGACCGUCUGGGUCUCCUCUACUUUGCCAGACCUCAAAACGAUCUCGUCUUGAAGACCAUCGACUCGCCGGUUCUCAAGCGCGAGGGCUUCACUCAAAACGAAUUUGAGGCGGGCGGGCACAAACCCCCGACUAUGGGAGAGUUUACAACUCUCAAACAGACUUGGCAGCAGAGAAAGGGAGUCAGCUACGAGUCGUCAGAAGGCCAAGAGAUUCUUCCCGGGUUCAAGGGGCAGUAUUUUGCUUAG